Molecule: messenger RNA, 2949 nt
Organism: Solea solea (common sole)
Lineage: Eukaryota; Metazoa; Chordata; Actinopteri; Pleuronectiformes; Soleidae
Gene: znf408
Product: zinc finger protein 408
Exons: 9
Coding region: 103-2514 (803 amino acids)
Cellular component (GO): nucleus
Source: RefSeq, a predicted model, not a curated record
CAAAAUCGUCAUUUAGUAGUUAAUAAAAAAUUAACGCAACAACUUCUUCUGAGAAACACAGGCACGUUUUAUCUGCUGCCAACAAAAGCUGCUCGAAGGCUGAUGGCUGGUCUUGGUCCUCCCAUCCCGUCUGCUCUUACCUCAUUUCUUUCCAUGUUACUUCCUCCUGGUUUUGCUGUGGGGCCAUCACAGCUAUGUGAGCAGAGGCUGGGACUGUGGUGGGUAGGCCGCUCACUUGGGGCAGGGUCUUUGCUAAGCAGAGAGGGGGACACAGCAUGGACCUGGAAAUAUCACACUGACCAGAUGUUUCACGAACAAGGAGCUGAACUCUCAGUUAACUCUGAGUCCGAGACAGGUCAGAGCACCAAGACAGAGAAGCUUAUGAUUGAGAUAGCUGCAAACAAGGAGGCUCCUCUGAAAAAACCUGUCUGGAUCAACUUUGCCUGUCAGGCACAAAGCAGUGCUCAGCAAAAUGUGGCAGUGCAUUGUGCAUGUGGAGAUAAGUGUGUGGCAGAGUGUAUGGAUGUGUGUUUGCGUGUGUGUGAAGAUGUCCAACCUGGAACAGAGCUGCUGUUGUACAAAGACACUGUGGGGGAAAGUAAAAUAAUGGACAAAACUGACCCACACGAUAACUUGGCUGCACGAGACUUGGAUAACAAAGUGGAACAUGAAAAACACCCAGACAGCACAUUUAAGAAGAUAUCCGUAAUUCGAGAAAAUGAAGCUGCAGAUGGUAAACACAAGGAGAAAAUACAAGAGCAGGACAAGGACAGAAACGUCAACAAACGUCGUCCAACCAGACAUAAAAAGAAGAGGAAAAUUGACAAUGUCUCAUCUGAGCUAAAUAUGGACAGUUGUACUCAUGAUAAAACAGACAGAACAGCAAACACAGCCAACAAUGACCCAACACUCCUGUCAGCUAUGGACAGACAGACUGACCCUCAAGGCCUCUCUGCACCAACUUACAUCCGCUUCAGCUCUCGACUGGCUGCAAAACCCCGACGGGUUCACCGUCUGACCAGCCUGGUCAAGCAACCCCCAGCCUUUCCCAACCAGCCCGAACAAACAGAGGGACAGAGCUGGAUCCCCACUGAGGGCACCAGCUGCAUUGAAGAAAAAGUGGAUUCUCUGAAGUCAUUACACCCUGAGGCUAAGGCAACAGCCCUGACAUGGCAGUCAGAGACCAGAGAGAGACGGUACAGAUGUUCCAGCUGUGGUAAAAAGUUCUACCAGCUUGGUCACUUAAAGAAACACCAGUUCAGCCACACAGAGGAGAAACCAUUCACCUGCCAGGAGUGUGGGAAAAACUACACCUCUGCAGAGAGCUUCAGAGCCCAUCAGAUGAGUCACCGCGGGGAGCGUCCAUUCGCCUGUCCUCAGUGUGAGAAGAGCUACGGCCUGAAACGGGACCUGAAGGAGCACAUGGUCUUGCAUACUGGAGAAAAACCAUAUACCUGUGAACACUGUGGCAAGGCGUUUGCACGCCGCCCCUCCCUACGCAUCCACCGCCUGCUUCACUGCAGCAGAAUGGUCUACACACAGACUCCAAAGGUGCAGUGCACAAUGUGCCCCAAGCAGCUGGCAAACUUCAGCUCUCUCAGGAACCAUAUGAAGCUUCACACGGGGGAAAAACCUCAUAUCUGUCAACACUGUGGGAAGUGCUUCAGCCACAAAGGAAACCUAGAGUGCCAUUUGAGAGUUCACAGUGGAGAAAAGCCAUACCCCUGUUCUGAGUGCGACCAGAGUUUCUCCCAGAAACCAGAACUCCAUCGCCACAUGAUUUCCCACACCGGAGGAGGUUUCCUCUGCAGCUACUGUGGAAAAUCGCUGCGGGACCCACAUAGCCUGAGGUCCCAUGAGAGACUGCACACUGGUGAAAGGCCACAUCGCUGCCCUGUCUGCGGAAAAGGAUACACUUUGGGCACCAAGUUGAGGAGACACAUAAAGUCAUCUCACUUGAUGGAGAAACCAUACAGCUGCCACUGCGGUGCUUCAUAUACUGUUAAACAAAGUCUUCUGAGGCACCAAGCUCAGCACAAGACAGAGGAAGGAACUCAGGUGGAGGUAGAGGGAGGACAAGGAGAGGAGAUGAGCAGCUCCGUUCACUCAAAGCCAAUCAGAGGUAGACCCAAGAAGAACUCCCUCCCGCAAGAGGCAGAGGUUAAGGAGGCUGGUGAAGUGAAGCAGAGAAAGGUGCGAGGGAGAGGGGAGGAAAAGGACGAUGUAACUGCAAUAGGAGGAGAUGAGGCAGCUUCAAAUAACACCCAACAUGCAGUCGUCUAUGUGCACACAGACGAUCUGUCCAUGCCGACCUCCACCCCUCUGCUCCUUACCUCAGAGAGCUCGCUACCUGCAGGGACUGGGCAGGAACUGGUGGAAGUGGUGAUAUCAGAGAACACAGAGCAGUGCAUUGUGGUUCAUGGACAGCAGGCAGUGGGAGAGCUGGUAAUCUUACAGGAUGAUGGGAGUGGGCUCUGCUCUGUGGCUCAGACUGUUGAGAUUAACACUAUGUAGCAUGAAAUCUCAGUUUUUAUUUACUAAUUUACUUCUCCCUUUCUUAACAACCACCUUUCUCCGGCCAACCUUCUUUGCAUUUUUUUUUGUAUUCUGCCCAUAUCCCAGGUUGCCUUUAAAAAAAAAAUCUUUUAAGAACAACUGUGAAAUAUCCCACUAGAAAAUUAGAAGAUGUUAAACUCUGGCCCGUUACUCUGCAAAUUGGUCUGUUUGCUGCUUGUGUGCAUUUGUUUGCAGAAACUGACCCCUUAGCCUCCUCAGUGAUGGAUUACUUUAUUUGUGACUGUGGACUGUUCAAUUCGCAAUGUUUCACACCCAAAGGCGACACAGAGCAGUGAUAAAGCAGAACACUGAAUACUGAAUCAAUUCUGCAUUCAACCUGUUGUUAUUCCCCAUAGUUUGAAGUAAAAGAAUAAAUUGAAACAUGCUGUGUGU